AUGCAGUCAAAAAAUCGACAUUCGCUCUCUGGACUUCAACCACGAAAGAACGAACGAAGGGAAUCGGCCCCAUCUUCUUUUGCCGUUCACCGAUUCACAACGUCAACUCUAGCUCCGUUCACGAAGUUGCAGUCCCCUUCCAAGCACACAGUUCUCGUAUUUAAAGCACAAAUCACUGCCCUAAUUCGGUUCGUCAUCACGUCUCUGAUCCUCGGGAUCCCGUCGACACCUAAAAGUGAACGUCGACGCCAUCUGCUCCUCCUCCGUCGCCAUCUUCUUCUUCCAAGCACAUCGUCGCCUUCUGAAGCUUCCAAGCACAUGGGGGACAGUAGAAAGGCAUUGUCUUUAAGGUUGGGAAUCCUUCGCCGAGCCCUAAUUCCUUCAAGUUCGUUCACUGGUUCAGAUUCGCAAUCUGAAAAAGGUAUCAAGCGUAUUUCCGCUUCAUUGAUUUUAGGUUGUUUGCAUGUACUUGGGCUUGGGUAUAACCCGAGUGUGAGUCACAAGGAAAUUGAAAAAGCAACUGUGAUUCAUUACAAUGGGAAUCUGAAGCCGUGGCUGGAAAUAGGGAUUCCAAAGUUUCAAGGGUAUUGGAAUAGGUUUCUGGACUAUGAUCAGGCUUACAUGAGGGAUUGCAAUAGCAUGAGUAGCUAA
This is a messenger RNA of Lactuca virosa, 651 nucleotides long. Lineage: Eukaryota; Viridiplantae; Streptophyta; Magnoliopsida; Asterales; Asteraceae. The record is from the annotation of a GenBank genome assembly.